Messenger RNA from Xenopus laevis (African clawed frog), 4552 nucleotides. It is a transcript of the gene dgcr8.L, whose product is annotated as DGCR8 microprocessor complex subunit L homeolog. The record is from RefSeq and is a predicted model, not a curated record. Lineage: Eukaryota; Metazoa; Chordata; Amphibia; Anura; Pipidae. Gene Ontology annotation, cellular component: nucleolus; organelle; microprocessor complex. The coding region runs from base 596 to 2767 and encodes 723 amino acids. The transcript is spliced from 15 exons. Gene Ontology annotation, biological process: primary miRNA processing. Gene Ontology annotation, molecular function: RNA binding; primary miRNA binding; identical protein binding.
GCUGCCAUGCUGGUGACGUAAACGGAAGCUGAAACUAACAUCCGCCAUGCAGCUAGCACCAGGAAGUGCUUUGGUUGCUGCAUAAUCUGGCAGUACUUGUAGUUCUUUCUUCUGAGACGUAUUACAGAGGGGAGCGGAUGUGACGUUGGGGAUAGAAAAAUCCACGAGAAGCCAUCUUGAAGGAGGGCACGCAGUGAAGCGGCGUAGAGUGCAGGAGUAUUAGGCACGCACGGCGUUGUGCCUCCAUCCUCUGCUAGAUGGCCGACACGAAGAAGUAUUAAUCUGGGUGUCACAGACUCUUCAAGAUAAAUGUUACCUGUGAUUAAGACAUUAUGUAGACAUGAAGGUCUGGAUCCAUGAAGCCUGAUGCCUGGUGCUUGCUCUCAUUAAGCUGAAUACAUUGUGAUUUCCAGUAAUAGAGACAGUAUUUCUGAAGGCUGUCUACAUUAAUGAAAAGAGCAAUGUAGUCAGCUUAACAAAAUCAUCAGUGUUACCUACUGAUUGUAACGUGGUACAGUCACAUUGCUGGGCACUUGCAUGCUAGGGUUAUAGUUACAUUUGUAAAUUAGCUAUUUUGUUGUCUGUAGUAUUAAUUAUGGAGGAGUGUGAGGAAGUAGCCCCUUUCCCAGAGGUAAAUGGACAUGACGUGACAGAAAUGAAUCCAGCAUCUCCCCCACCUCUGCCGCCAGAAGAAGAGCCUCCACCACCUCCCCUGCAAACGUCCAGUGACGCAGAGGUAAUGGACGUUGGCUCUGGUGGUGAUGGACAGUCACAAACCCCAGCUGGGGACCUGCAACAAAACAACGGGUUACAGCUUUUCACUAAAGGGUCAACUUCCUACAAGAGUCAUCGUACAGUUCUUGAUCCCUUUCACAGUGACCAAAGUCCAAGAACAGCCCGUCAUGCACCGUCUAAUAAAAGGUUUACCCCCGAUCUUAAGUUGCUUAAGGAUGUUAAGGUUAGUGUAAGCUUUACAGAGAGUUGCAGAAGCAAAGACAGACAUGUUCUGUACACUGGAUUGGAAUGUGAGGGUUCCCUACAUGGAGGUAGCAAUAUGAACAGUGUAAAUGGAGAUAUGUAUGUUUGUCCUUUUGCUGGUAGUAGUAAUGGUAAUGUUACAGAUAGUAUUGAAAUUACACUUAAGAAAAACUAUGAGCCUGAAAUUGAACAGGAGAAGAAAGUAGAAUAUGCUGUUCUGGAUGAACUUGAAGAUUUUACCGAAAAUGUUAUGGAUGUCGAUGAAGAUGGAGCAGAAUUUGUAUCGGAAUCCAUUCUCCAGAGAGAGAAGAUUGAUGAAGAAGCCCUGAUAUACAGCUAUGAGGAUGAAUUUGAUAAUGAUGUGGAUGCACUUCUGGAAGAGUCCCUUCACACCCCCAAAAAGAGAAGAAUAGAUGAGAAAUAUGAUAUUGAUAGUGAUCACCAAUCAGAUGGAGAGUCAAGUGUUCAGCCCAUGGUGACCAAAAUAAAAACAGUGCUGAAAAGUCGAGGCCGCCCACCCACAGAACCAUUACCUGAUGGAUGGAUCAUGACAUUCCACAACUCAGGCCUACCUGUCUACUUGCAUCGAGAAACCAGAGUAGUCACCUGGUCCAGACCUUAUUUCCUGGGCACUGGAAGCAUAAGGAAACAUGACCCACCAAUCAGCAGCAUUCCUUGCUUGCAUUAUAAAAAAAUGAAGGAUAAUGAUAUCAAAGAGCAGAGCAAUGAUGUCACAUCAGCCCUCGUUUCAGUGUCUUCUUCCACAAAGUCCUCUGAUACAAGUCACAAUUCUGAAGAGCCAGACACCACUGCUGCUGAUUCUUUUGUUUCUGAUGAGAGGGAGUCUGUGAGUGAAGUAGCCCAGGGAGCACUUGGACAAGUCAAGGCGAAGGUUGAAGUGUGCAAGGAUGAAUCCAUUAAUCUUGAGGACUUCCGCAGCUAUCUGGAAAAAAGAUUUGAUUUUGAACAGGUUACUGUUAAAAAAUUCCGGACAUGGGCUGAAAGAAGACAAUUCAACCGAGAAAUGAAACGCAAGCAGGCAGAAUGUGAAAGGCCUAUAUUGCCUGCUAAUCAGAAACUUAUAACCUUGUCAGUGCAAGAUGCUCCUACAAAGAAAGAGUUUGUUAUCAACCCUAAUGGAAAAUCUGAAGUAUGCAUCUUACAUGAAUAUAUGCAACGGGUCCUGAAAGUGCGCCCUGUUUACAAUUUCUUUGAAUGUGAGAACCCAAGUGAGCCUUUUGGAGCAUCUGUAAUUAUUAAUGGAGUGACAUAUGGUACUGGAACAGCAAGCAGCAAAAAACUAGCAAAGAAUAAAGCUGCUCGUGCUACUUUGGAAAUCCUUAUUCCAGAUUUUGUAAAGCAGACUUGCAUUGAAAAGCCCAAAGACACUGAUGAACUUGAGUAUUUUAACCAUAUCAGUAUUGAGGAUUCACGUGUGUAUGAGUUGACCAAUAAAGCUGGACUGUUGUCUCCGUAUCAAAUUCUCCACGAGUGCCUUAAAAGAAAUCAUGGAAUGGGUGACACAUCAAUCAAGUUUGAAGUCAUUCCUGGCAAGAACCAGAAAAGCGAAUAUGUCAUGACUUGUGGAAAGCACACUGUGCGGGGCUGGUGUAAGAACAAGAGGGUAGGAAAGCAGCUGGCAUCUCAGAAAAUACUUCAACUGCUUCAUCCCCAUGUAAAGAAUUGGGGGUCCCUACUGCGCAUGUAUGGGAGGGAAAACAGCAAGAUAGUGAAACAGUUAACACAAGCUGCAGGAUGGCUGCAUUCCAUUCAAGUAACAUCACAAUAAUUAUAUGUGCACAAAUUACAUCAAGAUAAUCUCCAGAACAUAGUUACUCAGCAUUUUGAAGGAGGUUUGCCCUAUUUAAACCUCAGACAGUUUGGUGUGCUCCUGACUCUUGAGGUGAGAGUGAAAACCAUGGUGAGAUCAAAAGAGCUGUCUGAUGCCUUCAGAAAGAGGAUUGUAGCAGUUUAUUAGUCUGGUAAGGGAUUUAAAAAGAUCUCAAAAUAAUUUGAAAUCAGCCAUUUCACUGUCUGGAAAAUAGUCUACAAGUUCUCCCCGAGAGCAAACUGCAAGAUGUCUUCAAAAACCCUAAAGGCAGAGACACACGCUGCUAUUUUGGGAGAUUAGUCGCCCAGCGACAAAUUGCUUCUUUUUUAGGCGAUUAAUCUCCCAGAACUGCCUUCCCGCCGGCUAGAAUCUAAAUCGACAGCGGGAUGACACUUUGGCUUUCCGAAGUCGCAGAAGUUUCCCCCUGAGACCUGAGACAACUUCGGAAAACGAAUCGUAAUCCGGCGGGAAGGCAGUUCGGGGAGAUUAGUCGCUCAAAGAAGAAGCGACUUCUCGCUGGGCGACUAAUCUCCCGAAAUAGCAGCGUGUGUAUCUGCCCUAAAAUGUCAUCAUGGGACCUACAGCAGGCUGUUGCUACUGUUGAUGUGAAAGUGCAUGCCUCUACAAUCAGAAAGAGACUGCACAACUUUAACUUGCAUGGGAGGUGUGCAAGAAGAAAACCGUUGCUGUCUAAGAGAAACAUCAAGGCCAGACUGAAUUUUUCCAGAGAAAACAUAGACAAAGACCAGGACUUUUGGAAUAAUUUUCGUUGGACAGAUGAGUGUAAAACUGAAUUAUUUGGAGACCAGAACAGAGGACAUGUUUGGCUUAAACCAAAUACAGCAUUCCAGGAAAAGAACCUCAUACCAACUGUGACGCAUGGAGGUGGAAAUGUCAUGGUUUGGGGAUGCUUUGCUGCUGCAGGACCUGGUCAGCUCACCAUCAUAGAAUUCACCAUGAAUUAUACUGUGUAUCAGAGGGUGCUUGAGGAACAUGUCAGACCAUCUGUAAGAAAAUUAAAACUGAAGCUGAACUGGACCCUUGCAUACAGGACCCUGCAACACAACAAUGACCCAAAACAUUCCAAAACAGGACUGGCUGAACACUUAGAAAUGGAGAGUCCUGGAGUGGCCGAGUCAAAGCCCAGAUUUAAAUCCCAUUGUUAUGCUGUGGGGUGACCCAGUGAUGGAACUAGUUGGGGGCGGGCCGUGCAGCCGGGCCCCGCCCCCACCCUUGUCCGUGCGGCGCUGCAGCCGACUCCAGCCAGCGUGACUGCCGGGGGGCCCUGCGGGGGUGCGGGCCCUGGCCCAAUUGCACCUCCUGCUCCCCCUGUAGUUAUGCCACUGGGGUGACUUGAAACUGGCUGUACAUGCAAAAUCUCAAAGCUCAAAGAAUUCUGCAUUGAGUGGGGCAAACUUUCCUCAGACCGAUGUGAGAGACUGAUAGAUUGCUACUAGAAGCAUCUCAUUGCAGUUAAUUCAGCCAAAGGGGGUAACACUAACUAUUAGGGGGUAGGGUGUCCUAAUUUUUUCCUCCAUUAGAAUACACAUUUUUGUUGAUAUCUUUUGUUUAAUGAGUAAAUAAAGGAUGUUUUUUGCUGUUUACCUGCAAUUAAAUCACUUCCUUGUGUAAAUCAAGGAUAUUUUUUGCUGUUUACCUGCAUUUAAAUCACUUUCUUUUCCAGAGAUAAAUAAAAACAAGAUUAGACAUCGAACACUUCUUAAUAAAGAACUAAAUAUUUAA